CGUGAGCGCGAAAUCUCGCGCGUCUCCUUCCUCUCCUCGACCUCGCCCGCAGAUCACACCGCCGGCGUGACUCGGCAGCACCCGACGACGCGCAGAGAUGAUCGUUGCAGAUUCGAUCCUCCCACCCCACAUCAUCUCCGGCGUGGUCCCGCCCGCCUCAUGCGCACCAACACCACCGCGGCCUCACGGCAUGGCACAUCUACAAAACCGGGGAGCACGAGACGUAGCUGAUCCAGAUUGAGAUAUGUGAUGUCGGGGGAGGUCAUGUCGACCGACGACGGAUCCGUCGGAUCGCAACGUUCCCGGCGGAUCGGAGAGGCCAUCCUCCGGGCGGCCGGGGGCACCGGGCGCAUGACAUGAGCGCGCCGUCCGGAGGGGGGGAGGUAGGGUCACCACUCCGCAGCAACUGACGCUAGCUAGCUACCUGCACACGCAUCACACAUGCUCGCACGCCUCCACUCUUCCUCUCCCUGCAGUCGUAUAAAGAAAAGCACAGGGCGUAUGUCAAACUACGCCAUGAACUCGAUCGCUCCGUCAGUCAAAAGCUACUACACUCCGGACGCGUGUUUUAUUUUUUUUGGCAGAACAAGAUCGUGGAGUGAUGAUGUCAAAGUCGGCGGCUUUGGACCUUGCUUCGAGCUUGGGAGGGUCGAUUGCCAAGGGCCAAGUCAAGUCGGCCGCCGAACAGUAUGUGAAUUACCACCAUAUAUACGGAGGCGAAGCAGAAUCAAGGAAGUCAAAUUACACUGAUUUGGUAAACAAGUACUAUGAUCUUGCCACCAGCUUCUACGAAUAUGGAUGGGGUGACUCAUUCCACUUUGCUGGCAGAUGGCAUGAGGAAACUUUCCAUGAAAGUAUUAAGCGCCAUCAGCACUUUAUUGCCCUACAAUUGGGGCUCAAGAAGGGGAUGAAGGUCCUGGACGUGGGAUGUGGAAUUGGGGGACCUUUAAUAGAAAUUGCCAGAUUCAGCUCAACGCUGGUAACUGGAUUGAACAACAAUGAUUACCAGAUGUCAAGGGGCAAGGAGAUCAUUUGUGCAGCGGGAUUGAGUGAGCAAUGCAACUUCGUGAAGGGAAACUUCAUGGAAAUGCCAAUCGCUGAUAACACCUUUGAUGCAGCCUAUGCGUUACAGGCAACAUGCCAUGCACCUGAUGCGCACAAUUUCAGUUUUCACACGGGCACAGUGUUGCUUAGUAUGUACCUUCCUCCACUUGUAUUACAGCGAGGUGCCUACAGUGAGGUCUACAGAGUGCUGAAACCUGGGCAGUAUUUCGCACUAGAUGAAUGGUGCAUGACCGAUCGAUUCGAUCCAAACAACGGUAAACAUUUGUCCAUCAAGGCGGAUAUUGAGCUCGGCAAUGGUCUGCCUGACAUCCGUACCACUCACCAAUGUGUCCAAGCUAUGAAAGAUGCAGGAUUCGAGAUUAUCUUCGCAAAGGAUCUUGCCAAGGAUUUUCCUUGCCCUUGGUACCUGCCGAUGGACCCUAGCCAUUUCUCAUGGACUAGCUUCCAAUGCACCCGUCCCGGACGCUUCAUCACCCGUGCAAUUAUCAACACACUGGAGUUCCUUCAUAUUGCACCAGCAGGCAGUAUGGGAGUCUAUCACUUCCUGCAGACUGCCUCUGAAGGUCUGCUAAAGGGUGGGCGGGAAGGAAUCUUCACUGCGACUUUCUUCGUCCUGGGCCGCAAACCUAUUGGGGAGACUGAAAUAGUAAACGACGGCCCCCGAGUGUCAGGCAUUGCUUAAUUGUUAACUUCGAGUAUGUAUCAUUGUAUGGUUCUGCUUACGUUUCUACAGUAGAGUUGAAAAAAAUUCCGUCAGCGCUCAGGAAUGAGCUUGAGAGAAACCUCUUAAUAAAUCGGCGGGGAACAUGCGAGGAUGGAUCAGCAUCAGAGAUGGACUGUUCAAACAACAUCCUAACAGUCUAUGCUCACAGCUCUGAAAUUUCUGUUAAUUCACUGUACACUAGACGCACUAGUCUGAAUUUGAAACUGAAUCGGGUACUUGGAUGCCAUCUUGUUGUCACGAGCAGUGAAGCAUGUUAAUUACAGUUAGAAAGUUUUGGGACUUCA
Molecule: messenger RNA, 2073 nt
Organism: Panicum virgatum (switchgrass)
Lineage: Eukaryota; Viridiplantae; Streptophyta; Magnoliopsida; Poales; Poaceae
Product: cycloartenol-C-24-methyltransferase 1-like
Exons: 12
Coding region: 602-1747 (381 amino acids)
Biological process (GO): sterol biosynthetic process
Cellular component (GO): endoplasmic reticulum
Molecular function (GO): sterol 24-C-methyltransferase activity
Source: RefSeq, a predicted model, not a curated record